Lethenteron reissneri (Far Eastern brook lamprey) is the source of this 2242-nucleotide messenger RNA. RefSeq names its product cyclin B2 (gene CCNB2). NCBI's taxonomy places the organism in Eukaryota, Metazoa, Chordata, Hyperoartia, Petromyzontiformes, Petromyzontidae. The record is from RefSeq and is a predicted model, not a curated record.
CCGAGCGGUAACGAGAAACGAGGACAUCAGUCGCGGCUUGUCCUUGCUUGAUGGUGGUCGCAGUAGCAGCACGUCCUCGGCUUAUGUUGCGUUGACGAAGUCGACUGUUUGAAAGAUCAUAUUAGUACUCUACUCGUGUUUUACACCGCAGCAGCAGUAGCAGCUUCGCGUUAUAUUUCUUUUGAGGGACACAAGCGAGCCUCCAAACAUGGCUCUUCGUCGUGCUGCCGCUGUUGAAACCUCUGAGAAUGCGUUGGCCGGCAGGCUGACGAGGAAGGGCAGCCUACAGCUGAAGCCGACCGCGCGGGCGACACUCGGUGAUAUCAGCAGCAAUACCAACAAGGCGAUCGACAAAAAGACGAUGCAGAUUAAGGAGCCAGUAGCCAAGCGGGUGCCAAGAGUGGUCCGAUCAAAGUCGACCGUGGUGAGGGUGCCGCUCGUUCCUGCUGCUGCGCCUAUCGUGCCUGCUGCUCCUGUUGUGCCCGUGGUUACACUUGCCCCUGUGGCAGCUUGCAAGCCUGCAAGAAUCCUGCUCGAAAAGAUGCCCUCGCCCAUUGCUAUGGACAUCUCUCAGAAGGAGGAAGACCUCUGCCAAGCCUUCUCUGAUGCACUGAUAAAUAUCCAGGACAUUGAUGCGGAAGAUGCGACGAACCCCCAGCUGUGCAGUGAAUAUGUGAAGGACAUAUAUGUUUACAUGAAGACCCUGGAGAAAGAACAAUUUGUUCAAGCCAACUACCUGGAGGGAAAGAAGAUAAAUGGCCGCAUGCGUUCCAUCCUCGUUGACUGGCUUGUACAGGUCCAAAUGAAGUUUCGGCUGCUGCAGGAGACUCUGUACCUCACCGUUUCCAUCAUUGACCGCUACCUGCAGAACCACGAGGUGCUGAGUGGAAGCCUGCAGCUGGUGGGUGUGACUGCAAUGUUCAUUGCAGCCAAGUACGAGGAGAUGUACUCCCCAGAGGUGGAGGACUUUGUUUACAUCACGGACCAUGCAUACACAAAGGCUCAAAUCCGUGCCAUGGAGCAGGCUAUACUUUUGGGGCUGAAGUUCAACCUUGGACGCCCCCUCCCACUACACUUCCUUCGUCGGGCAUCUAAGGCUGGCAGCGUUGAUGCAGAUAAACACACCUUGGCCAAGUACUUGAUGGAGCUCAGCCUGGUUGACUACCACAUGGUGCACUUCCAUCCAUCUCAGAUUGCUGCUGCCGCCCUCUACCUCUCCCAGAAGCUCAUGGACGAUUCCAAAUGGAAUCUGGAUUUGCAAUACUACACGACCUACACUGAAGAAGAGCUAAUGCCUAUUGUCCAGCAUCUUGCUAAGAAUGUAGUGAAGGUCAACGAGGGAGUGACGAAGCAAAUGGCCACGAGAAACAAGUACGCCAGCACCAAGAUGAUGAGCAUCAGCAAAAUUUCUCAGCUCAAGUGCCAGCUGGUGAAGGACCUGGCAAAGCCACAUCUUGAGAAGAAGUAAAACAGCUUUAUUCCAACGCCAAUGUACAGCAAAGACUUGGAGUGGACUGCAAGGUUUCUGCCAUUGUGCUGGAAGUUAAUAAGCCAGUUGACUUGAUGCCCUUGAUUUAAUUUUGAAAAGUUUUUGUAAUUAGACUUUGCAGGAUGGCUGCCGAGCCACUAGGUGUACUGUUGAGCACCAUGUGCUGGUGUGUGUAUAUAGCCUGCCAUCUUUAGAAUGCAUUUUUAUUUCCACUUUUAUAUCAUCUAUUUUACAUUCUGUACUUUUACUGAUUUUUAUUGAUUUCACUUGAAUAAAAUGACGUUUCUUCUUUACGCAAUUCUCUGCAUUUCAGAAACUGAAUUUUAAUGGCCAAGUGUGUUCUUAAUAGCUUAACUGCCUGUUAUCUGACUGGCCACAUCAGGCGUUUGGUUCGACUAAUUCGUGCCAAGUUGCAGUUGAAUGAGCACAUUUGACCUUGGAGCCUAAUGAGCAGCCUAACACUUCAACCUUGGAAACUUUUGCCCAACACAAUAGCUUUAAUGCUUUGACCGUUCAGUAUUGAACUUUUAAUAUAAGUCCGGUGCCAGUAACGUUAGCCUGGUCCUAGAAAAUGUGGUAAUGGUGUGAAAAUGUUUAGGAUUUGUAAGGGUAUGUAUGCAAACUGGUUUUAAUGCUCGAUUACUGCUUGGUUAGCAUGCGAUUUGUGACAUCUUUUAUUCUUUUUGGUGAUGUGUACAUUAAGAUAAUUUAAAAUGGACUGGCCUUCUUAAUAAACUUACGACAUGCUGUAAA